Molecule: messenger RNA, 1087 nt
Organism: Hyaena hyaena (striped hyena)
Lineage: Eukaryota; Metazoa; Chordata; Mammalia; Carnivora; Hyaenidae
Gene: IL18
Product: interleukin 18
Exons: 6
Coding region: 394-975 (193 amino acids)
Biological process (GO): immune response; inflammatory response
Molecular function (GO): cytokine activity
Source: RefSeq, a predicted model, not a curated record
UGGAGAAACAGGUCAGCACAAGACCUCUCUGCACUCAGGUUUUCAGCUCAAAGACCUUCAACAGGAACGUGUGCAGUUUUGAAACAGGAGAGUGAACCAGUGAGACCUGCAUCUUAGAAAGGUCAUUCUGGACACAAUAGAACAUGGGAUAGAAGGAGAAGCAUCCAGAUUUGGAGAAACCGGUGAGGAGACCAGGCAAUAAUUCAAGUGAAAGAGGACGAGAGCCUGAACUGAAGCAGUCUAAUCAGAAAAGGACAAAUUCCAGAAACAACUCAGGACAAAAGCAGUGACAAAAAGAGAAGGUUGAAAAAGUCAUACCUGAGGGAAGGUGAAGUUUUAACUGAGGAGAAUAUAUGAAGAGCAAGCAUUGGGGAAAAGCAAACAGGAAUAAAGAUGGCUGUUAUACCAGUAGAAGAUGACUGCAUCAACUUUGUGGGAAUGAAGUUUAUUAACAAUACACUCUACUUUGUAGGUGACGAUGAUGAAAACCUGGAAUCAGAUUACUUUGGCAAGCUGGAACCUAAAGUCUCAACCAUACGAAACUUGAACGACCAAGUUCUCUUCAUUAACCAGGGAAAUCAACCUAUAUUUGAGGAGAUGUCUGAUUCUGACUGCACAGAUAAUGCAUCCCAGACUAAAUUUAUGAUAUAUAUGUAUAAAGAUAGCCUCACUAGAGGACUGGCAGUAACCAUCUGUGUGGCAUGUCAGACCGUCUCUACUCUCUCCUGUGAAAACAAAACUAUUUCCUUUAAGGAAAUGAAGCCUCCUGAUAGUAUCAAUGAUGAAGGAAAUGACAUCAUAUUCUUUCAGAGAAGUGUUCCAGGACAUGAUGAUAAGAUACAAUUUGAGUCUUCACUGUACAAAGGGUACUUUCUAGCUUGUAAAAAAGAGAACGAUCUUUUCAAACUCAUCUUGAAAAAAAAGGAUGAAAAUGGGGAUAAGUCCAUAAUGUUCACUGUUCAAAAUAAGAGCUAGAUUAAACUUGCAUAAUUUGAUCUUUCGGAUUUUUUGUCUUUCAGAAAGGUUUUAAGACUUUGUAUCUAUAAUUGUAAUAAUGAAAUAAAAUGGAUAGUUGUCUUAAAAAAUA